Messenger RNA from Triticum turgidum subsp. durum (durum wheat), 774 nucleotides. NCBI's taxonomy places the organism in Eukaryota, Viridiplantae, Streptophyta, Magnoliopsida, Poales, Poaceae. The record is from the annotation of a GenBank genome assembly.
AUGGAGGCGGUGAUAGCGGCGGCGGAAGAGAGCGUGCGUGCCAAUGGGGCUACGAAGACGGUGGUCGUGGCCGAGGACGGGCGAUAUCACCAGGGCGACAACAAUUACGGCGGCGGCAACAACCAUGGCGGCCUGCAGGCCUCCCCUCUUCGAGCGCUACCACGCAGAGGCAACACAGCUCGGGAAGAAGUUCCAGGCGAUGGACAUCAGUCGUGCCGCUGUAGAUCCAAUCGACCGGCGAUGGAGCAGUUAUUGGCGUUCCUCCGCGCGGCACCAGAUUUUGAAUUCAAUGUGGUAGAGAACACCCACAAAAUCAUCACAAGGAUUCAUGAACCUACUUUCGAAUGGAAGAAAUGUGAUGUUCAAUUGCCAUUAACCCGAUCGAUCUCUUGCAUGGUAAAUCUCCAAUGGUUUGAAUCUGGUUCCUCUGCGGACUAUUAUGAUGUUUACAGAGUCGGAUUUUGUGCAGGGGAAGGGGAGACCGAGGAGGAAAUGGCGACCAAGAGGUGCGCAGGCACCCUGGGUGACAAGGGCCUCAGGGGGGAGAAGGUGUUCCUUAGUGCCGAUCUGAACGUUCUGCUGGACGACGGCCUGAACAUCACUGGUGACAACCGCAUCCGCGCCUCCAUGCCGUCCAUCAAGUUCCUCAUGGGGAAGGGCGCCAAGGUUGUCCUGGCCAACCAUCUGGCCGCCGAGUCCAACUCCUCUGCGGUGCAGAUCACCCGCCCACCGCGCUGCGCAACUCACGAUGCAGGCGGCCCUCCUCCACGGUGA